CGACGCCGACGCUACCACCACCGCCAUUCAUUCCGAGACCGAGAAGCGAGCCGAGUCUCGAGUUCAGUUCAGUCCACCUCACGAACCAGGCGGCAGCAGCAGCCUCUCAGGGGACCCAACCAGCAGCCGGACUCUGACUGAUUCGAUCGACUCGCCCUUCUCCGUCAAACACUACCGUCAACAUGUCAGCCCGAGAGGUGCACACGGAGGACAAGCUGGAGUACACCUUCAUUGAGGCGCCGUCCAACUCGCUGUUCUUCAAGGUGCGCUGCGCCAAUGACGCGCACGUGGCGCUCACCACCGGGCCCCUCGAGUCCUCGCCCAUGUACGAGAUCUUCCUCGGCGGCUGGGGCAACCAGAAGACGGCCAUCCGUCGCAACCGCGAGAAGCCCGACAAGGCCCUGGUGGACACGCCCAACAUCGUGACCGCCGACGAGCUCCGCGGCUUCUGGGUGCGCUGGGGCAACGGCAGCGUGGCCGUCGGCCGCGAGGGCGAGGCCGACCCCGUGGUGUCCUGGGACGACCCGGAGCCCUUCAGGAUCACGCACUACGGCAUCUGCACCGGCUGGGGCGCCACUGGCCAGUGGAUCAUUGAAGAGCCUGCUUCCGCGCCCGGCUGGGUUCAGCCCCGCGACGCGGGUGCCGGUGGCGUGGCCACGUGGGUGGACGUGACCGGCGGGGACAUCCCUUCCAACGCGGUGCCCGGCGGCCAGGACGUGAGCGGAGAGUCGCUGUUCGUCGGCCGCGCCCGCCACGAGGGCGCCCUCCUCCCCGGCAAGGUGGUGCCCUCACAUGGGGUCUGCUACGUGCCUUGGGGCGGCGCCGAGCACGGCAAGCCCGAGUACCAGGUGCUGUGCGGCUGCGAGCCCGUGUGGAUGCCCUGCUCCGGGGACGCUAUCCCCAGCGGGGCGCUGCCCGCCGGCGAGUCCGAGGACGGCGAGGCGCUCUUCAUCGGCAGGGCGACGCACGAGGGUGCCCUCUCCAUCGGCAAGGUGCAACCGAGCCACAAGGCCUGCUACGUCCCUUUCGCCGGCGUGGAGGUCCCCUACUCUCAAUUUGAAGUCCUGGUGGCCAACGCGUAACUUCCAGAACUCCAUCGAGUGCUUCAGCUGAACCUAGGAAGUUUUAAUCUGGUCGCUUCGUUUAUGUACCUGUAUUAUGUUGUCAUUACCAUAUUUGUUGCGUUAGUACAUAUUUUAUUUCAAGUUGGCGCCCGGGGCGCUGACCUCUGAGCUUUUGUCCAUGGAAUGUAAUGCUAUUUUAUCAGAACCUCAUACAUACUAUUUUAUAUUACGCCAAUUUAAUUUAUUAAAAUCAAUUUCAACUUU
This is a messenger RNA of Frankliniella occidentalis (western flower thrips), 1328 nucleotides long. RefSeq lists its product as uncharacterized. The coding region runs from base 183 to 1082 and encodes 299 amino acids. The transcript has 5 exons. Lineage: Eukaryota; Metazoa; Arthropoda; Insecta; Thysanoptera; Thripidae. The record is from RefSeq and is a predicted model, not a curated record.